AUGCGUUCUUUGCAGGUGGAAAUUUUGGUGAAUGUUCAAUUUACAGGGGAGACUCUGCCGAAAUUUUGGCAGAAAGUCUCGUGCCCUAAAUCCUCUCUGGUAAAAGAGGACAUAGUUUUAAGGAGUGAACCCGGCGUGGGUGUGAUGCCGGGGUCUCCGCAGGGUUCGUCUCGGGUUUCGGGAAAUUCGGGGCGGGUCCUGUCAGCUUGGUAUCAGAGCCUAGUUUCAAUUUCUUGUGGACCCCGCACCUUGUGUGCAUCCUUAAGUUGUGGGAUCAUGAUGGGUUCCGUCACGGGACGUCAUCAUUUUGACGCGAAGGAUUCUUUGACAUAG
Prunus armeniaca (apricot) is the source of this 333-nucleotide messenger RNA. NCBI's taxonomy places the organism in Eukaryota, Viridiplantae, Streptophyta, Magnoliopsida, Rosales, Rosaceae. The record is from the annotation of a GenBank genome assembly.